Molecule: messenger RNA, 2861 nt
Organism: Gigantopelta aegis
Lineage: Eukaryota; Metazoa; Mollusca; Gastropoda; Neomphalida; Peltospiridae
Product: trafficking protein particle complex subunit 3-like
Exons: 5
Coding region: 80-622 (180 amino acids)
Biological process (GO): endoplasmic reticulum to Golgi vesicle-mediated transport; intra-Golgi vesicle-mediated transport
Cellular component (GO): TRAPP complex; cis-Golgi network membrane; cytosol
Source: RefSeq, a predicted model, not a curated record
GUUUACCAUUUCCGGUUUGUCCCACUAUAUUCUGUGGUUUUUAAUAAUUUCAAUUUAACCUCUACAUUUUCGCUUCCAGAUGUCACGUCAGAGUGUUCGUGCGGGAGAUCCUCGCAAAGUAAAUGGGGAGUUGUUUACUUUGACAUACGGUGCUCUUGUUGCUCAGCUGAUGAAAGAUUAUGAAAACGAUGAAGAAGUAAACAAGCAGUUAGAAAAAAUGGGUUACAACAUAGGAGUGAGGUUAAUAGAAGAUUUCUUAGCCAGAGCGAAUGUGUCCAGAUGUAAUGAUUUCAAGGAAACUGCUGAUAUUGUUGCCAAGGUUGCAUUCAAGAUGUACCUGGGCAUCACUCCUGUGGUUAGUAACUGGAGUCCAUCGGCUGAUGAGUUUUCGCUCCUUAUCGAGAACAACCCACUGUCGGACUUCGUUGAGCUGCCUGAAGGCCACAAUGCCUUGAACUACUCCAAUAUUCUGUGUGGGGUUCUCAAGGGAUCACUAGAAAUGGUUCAGAUGGAUGUUGAUGUGCGGUUUGUUCAAGAUCAGCUAAAGGGAGAUAAUAUAACAGAACUGAGAGUAAAGUUCAUUAAGAGACUGGAAGAUGCUGUGCCGGCUGGUGAAGAUUAGAAACUCUUUGAUCAUUCCUUCUGCUCCAGCUCUUCUUGUUAUAAAGAUAUUUAAGAUAUGUACAUACGUAGAAUAUGUUUGGAACAUAGCUAAUAGGUCCAGUCUGAACAGACUUGCAUGUAUUGAUUAGACUUUAAUGACCAGGAUAAGGAAAAGUAAUUUUCAAGCAUCCUGAAUUUGUCUCACUUCAGAUGUAAGUUUUAUUCAGAUGGGGAUUUCUAAAAUGUUUCCAUAAAUAUGUGUGACAUAUCCAAAAACUCUGGCUAGGGAAUGGAUUGUAUUUGUGUGUAGAUUGUCAAAAAUGAUAGAUUCUUGGAACUACAUUUGGCCAAAUUAAUUAUGGUUCUUCCACAAUAACAGAAUGUAACCUGUUUAAAAUAAAUAUAACUAAUUUUAAUUUCAUUAGCACUGAAAUUGUGUAUUUUUAUUUAUUUUGAAAACCUAUUUAUGAUGCUGGUAUUCCUAAAUAACUUUUAUCUCCUUCAAAAAGAUUGCCUUAUUGUCCAGCCUUAAUAAUGGUAUAGCUACCACAGUAGAAUCUGGUAAGGACUAUUGUUAAGAGCUAUUUUUGAAUACCCUGAACCCACAAAAUCAAGACAUUCUUUAUUUGUAUUAAUUCAAUUUUAGCAGAUCACUGUGACCAGGUACAUAAAAUUAUUCUGUUAUCUGAUCAGUUUUAAAAGUGGUGUGUAUUCCAUGAGCAGGUACAGUGUGAGUGGAUAGAUGAUGAACUUAUAUGUCUCUACCAGGGUACAACUUCACAAAGCAUCAUAAAUCUACGUCUGCGAAUAGCAGUUAUACCAGGCAUACAUUUACAAGUGUUUGACAUCUAUUUCACGAAGAAAAUUACAUCAUUACGGAAAAUGGAGCAUUUUAAGGACAGAAAAAAAAAGAAAUACAUGUGUAUGUGUAUUUUUAACUAUAUUUGUUGUACUAUAAUAGUAAUAAGAAUUGUGAUAUGUUUAUGUGCAAAACUAGGCUUACAAUGUUUUGUGAAAUUGGGUCUAGAAUUGUAGACAUGUCUGUCAAAUAAACAACAUAUUCAUCACAAAACCUGUUUAAUGGGUACGUUGAUUUUAAAAAACAAAGUUUAUAUUUUCUUGGCUUUUUUUUCAUUAGUAUCAAUCAUGAAAAGCUACAGGUACAAAGUAAAUAAAGGCCAAAUUGUUUAAAACUCCUGGAAAGCGUCAUUGACUUUAAGACUUUCUGUUUUAGAUUAAUCAAUUUCUCCAGUUGUUUACAGUUCCAAAUGUUGUACAGGGAACAUUUUGUUCAGUAUCCCGUCGCAAUUCGCUACGCAAGUUUCAGAGAUCGAAACACAUUUUUAAACAUAUUGUAGUUGCUAAAAAUUGUCAGUUGACUAGAAAUAUCGCUAUGAAGAUUUUGAAAAGAAAAUGUUACUUGUUGUAUAUUUCUAGUACUAGUAGAAUACCUUCCUUGUUAUGGUUACCACAGAGGUCCUCACAGCUAAAGUCUGUGUAUAUUCCAUUGACAUACAUUUGUGUAGGCAUCCAAAGUAGGGGAGCAUGGGGGCAGUGGCCCACAACUAUGAAUGUUAUACACACACCUCAAUGGAAAAGUAAAUUUAUAUGUCUAACCACAAAUACACGCGCAGACAUAUGUGCGCAGACAUGUAUGCACACACACACACGCACACACACACAUGUGCAUGUACUCGCACACGCGCGCACACACACACACGUGCAUGUACUCGCGCACACACACGCAUGUACUCACACACACACACAUGUGCAUGUACUCACUCACACACGCACAUGUGCAUGUACUCGCACACGCACAUGUGCAUGUACUCGCACACGCACACAUGUGCAUGUACUCACACACGCACACGUGCAUGUACUCACACACACACACGUGCAUGUACUCACACACACACACAUGCAUGUACUCACACACACACACAUGUGCAUGUACUCGCACACACACACACACACAUGUACACACGCACACACAUGUACACACACACAGCCUGACUGACAACUUUGAUUAUGCUCACCUUUCAUAAACACUUUGGAUCAUAACUUGUACAUUGCUUUGUGAACGUUUUACAAACAAGCUUUCACAAAUAUCUGUUGUACACAGUUAUGGUUUAGAACUCUAUAUAUCGUUUUAUUCUGAUUAUCACCGCUGUACAUUCCACAGAUCGGUUGUCAUCAUAUUAUGUGCAAUAUAACAAUCAUUGUUUUUGUAUUAUUUUGUAAAUAAAUGUGUUUACUAA